GUUGGUUUCUGUGCUCGUCACAAAGACAUUAAAUAUUGGAUGACCUUGCCGUUUGCACAAAUUGUCCGUUGUAGCGUUAUCACGCCUCGAAUAUAGAAAUGAAUGGGAAGGUAACGAAGAAGUCCGUGGGAGUAAAAAGAAAGUUAUCUGAUGGUUCUAAACCGAAGGUGUCAAUAAAAAAGCCCAAGUUGCUUCCCUCUGUUCGGUUAUCUGACCAGCCUCCAGCACGCAAACCUCAAUGGACCAAUCGAGAGCGUGUUUUGGUUAUCUCUUCCAGAGGCAUAUCUUAUGUUGGCCGUCAUCUUAUGAAAGAUUUGACACGUAUGUUACCACAUAGUAAAACGGACUCAAAACUUGAUGACAAAAAAGGGAUAACCACUCUUAACGAGUUGGCAGAAAUGAGCAACACAAAUAAGGUUUUAUAUUUUGAAGCUCGUAAAAAGAAAGAUUUAUACUUAUGGCUUAGUUGUGUACCAAAUGGACCAUCAGCUAAAUUUCUUGUUGAAAAUAUUCGUACAACAGCAGAAUUAAAGUUGACUGGAAAUUGUUUGAAAGGCAGUCGUCCUAUCCUAGCAUUUGAUUCAUCCUUUGAAGAGUCAAACAAGCCUCAUAUACAACUGUUACGUGAAUUAUUUGUACAGACAAUGGGUACACCGAAUCAUCAUCCACGGUCACAACCAUAUAUAGAUAAAACAUUCACAUUUGUUAACUUCAACGAUCGUAUAUGGUUUAGAGUUUAUCAAAUUGCUGAGGAAAGUGGAGCACUAGUUGAAGUUGGUCCACGUUUCUCAUUGAACCCUAUCCGUAUAUUUGCUGGGAGCUUCUCCGGUGCAGUAUUAUAUUCUAAUCCAAAAUACAUUUCACCUAAUAUAAUUCGAAGUACUCUGCUGUCUAAAAAACAGAACAGGUAUAUUGAACGUACACAUGAUAAAAUGGAAUCACGUAAACGUAAAAAGGAGAUGAAGCAAAUCUUUCCAGUUGAUGAAUUAGAUGAAAUUUUUGAAUAAAUUUUGUACGACUAA
This is a messenger RNA of Trichobilharzia szidati, 1022 nucleotides long. The record is from the annotation of a GenBank genome assembly. NCBI's taxonomy places the organism in Eukaryota, Metazoa, Platyhelminthes, Trematoda, Strigeidida, Schistosomatidae.